CGAGCGAUGACGCGGCACGUCGGCGGCGCGUGACGUUGAGUCCCGGGCAGCGGGCGGGGCCGGUUUGAACGCCGAGGAGCCGGGGCCGCAGCGGGGCAGACAUGGCGGUCAACGUGUACUCCACCUCGGUGACUAGCGACAACCUGAGCCGGCACGACAUGCUGGCCUGGAUCAACGAGUCAUUGCAGCUCACCCUCACCAAGAUCGAGCAGCUGUGCUCAGGUGCUGCCUACUGUCAGUUUAUGGACAUGCUCUUCCCUGGCUCUGUAGCACUCAAGAAAGUGAAAUUCCAAGCAAAGUUGGAACAUGAGUACAUUCAAAACUUCAAGAUUCUACAAGCAGGUUUUAAACGAAUGGGUGUUGACAAAAUAAUUCCUGUGGACAGACUAGUGAAAGGAAAAUUUCAGGACAAUUUUGAAUUUGUUCAGUGGUUCAAAAAAUUUUUUGACGCAAACUACGAUGGAAAGGACUAUGAUCCCGUUGCUGCCCGACAAGGCCAAGAGACAGUAGCACCUAACCUUGUCACUCCAGUUAUGAACAAGCCCAAGAAAGCACUUGGUUCUAGCGGUGCAGCUCCACAGAGACCCAUAGUUACACAGAGGCCCACAGCAGCUUCUAAAACUACCACUGCUAUGGUUAAAAAACCUCCAGGAGGAAUAGGAGAAGAUGAAUCAGCAGAAUUGAUUCAACAGAUUAAUGUAUUGAAGCUCACUGUUGAAGACCUGGAGAAGGAGCGGGACUUCUAUUUUGGCAAAUUGAGAAACAUUGAACUGAUCUGCCAGGAGAACGAAGGGGAGAACGAUCCAGUGCUGCAGAGGAUUGUGGAAAUUCUUUAUGCCACAGAUGAAGGCUUUGUGAUUCCCGACGAAGGAGCACCACAGGAAGAACAAGAAGAGUAUUAACAGUCCACCUACUGUACCAGCGGAGCAGCAACACCAGAAUUCUUUGCCCCAAAUCAUGUGCUUAACUGUAAAAUACUCCACUUUAUUCUUAGAGGACUCACUGGUUUCUUUUCAUAAGCAAAAAAGUACCUCUUCUUAAAGUGCACUUUGCAGAAGUUUCACUCUUUUCCGAUGGGUUUGAGUUAGGAGCUCUUUUUCACUUUGUAGCAGAGCAGUAUUAACAUCUAGCUGGUAUAUUUAGGGAAUAAGAGGCUGAAUAUUUGGAGCUUGUUGCAGAGUUGUUUGCUGGUAAACACUGGGUUGUGGAAAGACUUUUCUGUAUCUGAUGGAGGUGGAAUGUGUAAUAGAGAAAUUAGAUUGACUUGCAGAAAGAUUGAUUUAAUGUGAAAUUGUGGCAGAGAACUUUUAAUAAAAAUGCCUUAAGAGUAUUUAAAAUAUGCUUCCGUAUGCCAAAUUAAAGUAAUGUGACAGGAGAUUUUAUGUGCUUCAUACUGGGGUGAAAAAAUGUCUGACCCCUUACACUGCUGUCUGGGAGGCCUUGCAUGGUGAUAGCCUCCCUUGUGAUAGAUUUCUGUAUCAGCAAGUACCCAAAAGGGGCUAGUAAAACAACUCCAUCCCUGCUCAGUAAAGCUGCUCACCGAGUGAUUAGUUCUCAGUGAAAUAGGUCUUAAUGUUGCCUGUGGCAAGAUUAGAAGGAGUAUGAACAGCUGAGACCACACAUGCAAGUUAUCUUGAGUGCUAAAUCCUUCUCUGUGGCAUUGUGGCUAACAACUUUGCCAAAUUCAUGUACUGUAUUUUCUGGAAAAUAACAUGCAUCCAGGCUUAUUGCCGAAAAAGAAUCUUUGAGUCGCUGUCCUCCGAGGUUCUUGUUUCUCCUUGUCUUGUCUCCUGUUUUUGUGGUGUCCUUUCUAGUCUGUUUUACUCUGGUUUUCCUUCCCUGCCCCACAAAGAUUACUGGUGAAACUAGUGAAUGUAAUGGAACUUGACCGGUCAGGUCUCAUUAUAAUAGAAGUGAGUGCAUUGAGGCUGAUACACUUUUUGUACCUGUUGGGCAGUCUUCCUCUGCCCUUGGUGUACUUGAAUAGUGAUGCUUGCCAGUACAAGAGUCUUCUGGGGAGAAAUCUAAAAGGUGAUGGCUAUUGGAGCUGAUGUUGUUGCAGAAAAUACAGUACCGUGACUAACUUAAAUAUUAAUAUUUAAAACACUUUCUUGAACUGUCCCUUUUGCUCUCGUGCCCCUCAUUCCUGUUGUGUUUGCCAGGUUUCUGCAAGACUAAUUCCCCCGCUACUGAGAUUGAUUGGUCCUGUGCUUGUAUUUGUUUCUGGUGGUAGCUUGUCCUAAAACGUGUGUGUAGAAGGCGAGCAUUUAUGGUAAUUGUGGUUUAGUGCAUGAAUUGUUGUGAAAUUCAGAAGAAAACCCAAAUUCAGUGAAUGCCAAAAAAAUGCAAGUAACCAGCCAUUGUUAAAUUGCAGUGGUACUAUUUUUCUUGUGGCCUUUUAGACUUUUGUUGCCCUAAAAUUCCGUUUUGCCAAGAAACCAUAAUUCACCUGGAUUUUUCUUGACAGGGUUUUUUCUACUUUAAGCAGUUUCUAAAUAAAGUUCUGUAUUUCAAGAGUGUCAUAUCUGCUGUAGUCUAAUAUUCUGGGAUACAAUUAGGUUAAAUUAAAGAUCUUGAUAGUUUCGGUCUGAAAUUUACACAACUCGAAACGUCCCUUUUCCUCCUCCAAUUGUAACCACGUUCCUUGCUAACAUAAGCAGCAGUAAUACUGAAUUUGAGACUUCUGUUGGGGGAAAUGUCUUUAGCAUUUGUUUACAACAAGUGGAAGAAAUGGUAGACUGUGCUUUCUCUUUCCUUGGGUGUAAGCAUGCUACUGGGUCUUUCUCUGUACGUGACUUAUGGCAAAGCCCUCUAAGGCACUGUAUUGCUAGAAAAGAAAAAGUUGGCAGCUAGCCUUAAAAGUCCUAAGAUGCUGAACAUAUGAAUGCUACCAGUGUCUCUCUUAAAAUGGCUGAAUCUCUUGUAACUUGGUCAUCUUGUUAAGUUUUCAGUAAGCUUCAUAGGCAAGCCUGAACGUUAGGUUUGUCAAAGGCACAAUGAAUGACUAGCUUCUGCAGGAAAUGCUAAUGUGGUUCCUAGGAGUUAUGACAGGUCCCUGAGACUUGCCUCUGUUUAUGCUGGAGGUGACUGGAAUGGUCCAUGAAUCCAGUUCCUAAGCAAUAGGCAGUGGUGGCAAC
This is a messenger RNA of Gavialis gangeticus (Gharial), 3137 nucleotides long. RefSeq names its product microtubule associated protein RP/EB family member 1 (gene MAPRE1). Gene Ontology annotation, biological process: protein localization to microtubule plus-end; spindle assembly; regulation of microtubule polymerization or depolymerization. Gene Ontology annotation, molecular function: microtubule plus-end binding. Gene Ontology annotation, cellular component: microtubule organizing center; microtubule plus-end; spindle midzone. NCBI's taxonomy places the organism in Eukaryota, Metazoa, Chordata, Crocodylia, Gavialidae. The transcript has 7 exons. Bases 102 to 902 code for a protein of 266 amino acids. The record is from RefSeq and is a predicted model, not a curated record.